UGCAUAACUAAUGAGCCCUCAGCCCUAGAUAAAUAAAGUGGGGCUAGUGACUGCUCUUUGCAUAUGCUAGCUCACUAUCCACAGUGUAGGCUUUAACAAGAUAAAGGGAUUAUGGACCGUUUAUAGAUACUUUUGAUCAAUUACUACUCGAAUAAGAUGUUGGAGAUGCUUGAAUACAGCCACUAUCAGGUGCAGUCCCACCUGGAGAGUCCCACGAAGUACCACAUCCAGCAAGCUCAGACGCAGCAGGUGAGGCACUAUCUAUCAUCCACCCUGGGUGGUAAAGCCAGCAGUCAGUGCUCCAGUCAGCCCCCCGAGCAUGGCAUGCCACCCGGGCCUGGCAGCAGCGCUCCAAACAGUCCAAUGGCCCUGCUCACUCUGAGCUCCAACUGUGAGAAAGAGAUGGAUGAUGUCAUCGAUGAUAUUAUAAGCUUGGAGUCAAGUUACACUGACGAUGUUCUUGGACUUAUGGACCCUACUCUACAAAUGAAUAACACGCAGCUCCCUGUGUCUGGUAACCUUCUUGAUGUUUAUGGCAACCAAGGACUCCAACUACCAGGCCUUGGCAUCAGCAACUCUUGUCCAUCCAACAUUAAGAGGGAAUACACAGUAACUCCAGCUCCUGGCAUGAAGCAAGUACUGGACAAGACUGGAUCCUGUGGCCAGUAUGAAAGCUAUCACAGGUCAGAGGGCUUUCCAGUAGAAGCUGAAGUACGUGCUCUUGCUAAAGAGAGACAGAAGAAAGACAACCACAACUUAAUUGAACGAAGACGGAGAUUUAACAUAAAUGAUCGCAUCAAAGAACUCGGAACCCUGAUACCCAAGUCAAAUGACCCAGACAUGCGCUGGAAUAAAGGCACCAUUCUGAAAGCCUCAGUGGACUAUAUCAGGAGGCUACAACGGGAGCAGCAGAGAGCCAAGGAGCUAGAAUGCCGACAGAGGAAGCUGGAGCAUGCAAACCGCCAUCUGAUGCUCCGUAUACAGGAGUUGGAAAUCCAGGCCCGAGCUCAUGGUCUCACAUUGGUAUCAUCCUCAUCUGUCUGCGCAACGGAAUUGAUGGCCAGAGCCAUUAAACAGGAGCCCCUCCUCAGUGACUGUCCCUCAGAUCUCUACCAGCAAAGCACAACUCCAGACAUGUCUCCUCCAACCACACUUGACCUCAACAAUGGAACAAUAACCUUUGACCAGAUACCAGCAGAUGCUGGGGACCCUGGCCCUUAUGGAAACACCAGGACGUGUAAAAUGAAAGAAUUGGUAAGGGAUAACACCCUGUCACCAAUUUCACCAAAUGACCCCCUGUUUUCCUCCAUGUCCCCGGAUUGCUCCAACAACAGCAGCCACCACGGUUCCAGCUCUGGUAUGGAGGAGAAUGAUCAAGGCUGUUAGCAUCAUUUAAUGCAAUGAACGAUACUUGUACUGAGACUUUCUUUCUGCCCAUUAAUGAGGCACAUCCCCUAAAGUGACUUAAAGGUCCAGUGAGUAGGCAGGUAAUUGAACUGAAAAUGGUUUUUACCUUAUCUAUAUUCCUGUAUUUUUUCUCCUUUUACCCAUUUUCAGAACCCCAAUGUUUAAAUACUGUAUUUUAAUAGUUCUUAUUUUGUACACAGUAUUUUUAACAGUGACAGAGGAACAAAAUACUAAAGUCUGCUGUUAUAUAGAGAGGCCAACAAAAGCUUGAGUUUAUUUCUGUUUGUCGUAAAUAUCUACUUUGUACUGUUAGUGACAAAAGAAACUUAACGUAGACAAACAUGAUACUGGUGGUGAAGUGCAGAGAGCUGUUCUUUGUUCUUAAGAUAAUAACCUGUCCUUCUGAGAAAGGUUUUAUUGAAAGAAUCUCUUUUAUAAUGUGCUUUCAAACACAUUGUGAAUCUUUUCUUAUUCUGACUCAAUAUAGCUCAAUAUAACAUCACAACUUUAACUUCAAGAUUUAAUAAGUAAAGACACACAUGGUCAGACAAUAAACGGUAAAAAAAAAAAAAAAAAAAAAAAAAAAAUUCUUAGGAAGUUCUAAAUAUAGAAUUUUAGGACCACUGUAUGAAAAAAAGCCAUCAGGAAGGUGGGGGUUAAUAUACAGAUAUGUCUCAGAAUAAGCAAAGUUGAAAGGGAACAAGAAACUUUAAUUCAGAGUUAAAUUUGUAGAUU
Molecule: messenger RNA, 2142 nt
Organism: Labrus mixtus (cuckoo wrasse)
Lineage: Eukaryota; Metazoa; Chordata; Actinopteri; Labriformes; Labridae
Gene: mitfa
Product: melanocyte inducing transcription factor a
Exons: 9
Coding region: 157-1386 (409 amino acids)
Biological process (GO): melanocyte differentiation; regulation of transcription by RNA polymerase II
Cellular component (GO): nucleus
Molecular function (GO): DNA-binding transcription factor activity, RNA polymerase II-specific; RNA polymerase II cis-regulatory region sequence-specific DNA binding; protein dimerization activity
Source: RefSeq, a predicted model, not a curated record